Messenger RNA from Aplysia californica (California sea hare), 789 nucleotides. RefSeq names its product adenosine receptor A1-like. Gene Ontology annotation, cellular component: membrane. Gene Ontology annotation, molecular function: G protein-coupled peptide receptor activity. The coding region runs from base 1 to 789 and encodes 262 amino acids. The record is from RefSeq and is a predicted model, not a curated record. The transcript has a single exon. NCBI's taxonomy places the organism in Eukaryota, Metazoa, Mollusca, Gastropoda, Aplysiida, Aplysiidae.
AUGAUAUGGAUAAGCAUCUGCCAGAACCCGCUUUUCUAUCGUUCUGAGUUGCCCUUUGACUCAACGGAUAUCAAGUACCUCACGGGGUCAACGCCACAUGUACUCUUUGUGAAAAUCGCCACUUUUAUCACCGCCUUCAUCACCUUCGAACGAUGUCUGUGUAUCGUUGUCCCUCUGAAGGUGAAGACAAUCAUCACACCGGGAAGGACAAAGACAAUCAUUAUCGCCAUCUAUCUUAUUGUAUCCAUUAUGGGCAUCCCCUUCUGCCUUGGCCACAGAUUUGAGUGGGUUUUCGAUUUCGCCAGGAAUGCAACUAUACUGAAAUCCACGUUUACGGCCGAGAGAGACCUGUUAGAAGCCAUUACGUUUCUCACCCAAGGCGUAUUUGCUACGACAUUUUCCUUCGUCUUCGUCAUCUGCUGCACCAUCGUUCUUAUCGUCAAACUCAAAAGUAAAACAAAAUGGCGACAGGCCACUGCAGCCAAGUCUGAUCGUGCAGCAGAAGGAGUUGGGGUCAAAGAUCAAAAGGUUGUGAAAAUGGUGACCUUCAUCGCUGUCAUUUUCAUCGUCUGCGCCGUACCUCCCACGCUCCUAUUUUUCUAUAUGGCGAUUGACCCAAGUUUCCGUUUUUAUGGCGUCCAUCGAAAUCUCUAUCUUGUCAUUUGGACAACAUCAUUUCUUACAGAAACUGUCAACUCCAGCGUGAAUAUUUUUGUGUAUCUGAAAAUGAGUUCGAAAUAUCGAGCUGUGUUUAUGAAAAUGUUUUGGAACAAGGAGGAAAAUAAAUAG